This is a messenger RNA of Carassius gibelio (silver crucian carp), 2178 nucleotides long. It is a transcript of the gene echdc1, whose product is annotated as enoyl CoA hydratase domain containing 1. Lineage: Eukaryota; Metazoa; Chordata; Actinopteri; Cypriniformes; Cyprinidae. Gene Ontology annotation, molecular function: enoyl-CoA hydratase activity. The transcript has 5 exons. The coding region runs from base 371 to 1261 and encodes 296 amino acids. Gene Ontology annotation, cellular component: cytosol. The record is from RefSeq and is a predicted model, not a curated record. Gene Ontology annotation, biological process: fatty acid beta-oxidation.
CCCCUCGGUAUAUCUGGUGGGAAUUCCGUCUGCUUUCAUACAUUUGUGAAUUUCUUCAACACUCUGAGUGCAAAUAGCAGUAGCUUUACAGUAGCUUUAUCCAGGAGUGCGCGGUGAAAGAAGGCGGGAUCUAGAUAUCAAUACUUUGUUUCUUUCAGGACGGUUUUUAAAGUUACUCCGACGGCUCGAGACAGGUCAAGUAGAUGCAUUAAAAACAGCACAAUAUAAAAUACAAAGUACUGUGCAUUCUAAUGUAAUUCAAUCAUUUGAAGUCUUCUAUUGCAGUUUGAUUAUAGAGAGUGCGUGUUUACUUCAGACACUGUCCUGUGCUGCACACACACACACACACACACACAGCAGCAGCAGCAGCAUGAGUGUGUGUGGAGCUGCUCGGUUCCGCGGCUCCGUGGCGAGGAUCCUUCAGCAGCACCGAGCCGUCUGCAGCCACACGAGCGGCUCAGCUACCGAGGGAAUCAGGGAGAAGCUGCAGGCUUUCCCGGGAGGAUCCGUGGAGCUCCGGAAGCAGCGGGACUCGGGCGUUGCGCUGCUCACGCUCAACAACCCCGCGCGCAGGAACGCGCUCUCAGGCAGCAUGAUGCUUGACCUGGAGCAGCGUCUGUGUGAACUGGAGACCUGGACAGAAGGGAGAGCUGUGAUUGUGCAGGGAGCUGCGGGGACCUUCUGCUCUGGAUCAGACCUCAGUGCAGUCAGAGCCAUCGCUAACCCACACGACGGCAUGAAGAUGUUGUCCUGUGGUGAUGUUUCCGGCAGGCUGCCGCUCAUCUCCGUGGCCCUGGUGGAGGGACGAGCGCUGGGUGGAGGAGCAGAACUCACCACUGCCUGCGACUUCAGGUUGAUGACGUCUGAUGCUGUUAUCCAGUUCGUCCAUAAGCACAUGGGUUUGGUUCCUGGAUGGGGAGGAGCUGCAAGACUGGUUCGUAUCGUUGGCAGCCAGAAUGCCUUGAAACUGCUGAGCGGCGCUAGAAAAGUGGAUCCAGACACUGGAAAACAGAUGGGACUGGUUGAUGAGGUGCUCCAUUGUUCGUCUGGCGAGGGAGAAGCUCUGUGUCAGGCCGAGCGGUGGCUGGGUCCGUUGAUUCAGGGCCCGGCUCCAGUGAUCCAGGCGGUGAAGAGGGUGGUGGUCUCAGGAAGAGAGCUUCCCCUGGACCAAGCCCUUCAGACCGAGAGAAGUGUGUUUGGGACAGUAUGGGGCGGUCCGGCCAAUCUCGAGGCUCUGGCUUUAAAACCUAAACAUAAGUGACUGCAGUCAUCAUCGCUGCUAACCAUUAAAACUGUUUCAAAUGUGCUUGAAGAACCUUAUAUUUUCAGAUCAGUAGAAGUUACAGAAAAGUUCCUGGAUUGUUUUGCGGAGCUUGCUCAUGUGCACAUUAGUAUCUUAACAUCUGAAUGCUGUAUCUUUCAAAGUUUUGUGUUUGCAAGAAUCUAUGUAUAUUAAUGCAGUACUUUAAAGUUGUCUUUUUUUCUUCAUAAAGGAUAAACCUGAGGGGAAAAUAAAGCAGGAUCAGCUAGGCCUAAUUAAAAUUCAUGAAUCCAGGGUGAAUCAAACACGAUGUUCACAUUCUGAAUGGUCCUGCAUCCACAUGACUCAUUGUGGACCUUUAAAGAAAUCACUUGCAUUGGUACUUGAGUAUCAAAUAUAUUAGCAACUCUCUACUUGAUAAAAUGUUUGAAUAAGCAUACAGUAUGCACACUGUACUCCACUACACUUGGCAUGGUACAGUACCUAACUUUUUGUGCAGCGGUUUAUUUCUGCUGCAAAAGAAGUGAUAUCGCCAACUACAGGGCAUUGAAGAUAAUCGAUCUUGUGUGUUUUUACACACCUGAACUAGUCAACAAGGCUACUUUACACAAAUGUGAGCGCAUUAGCAGGUAAUUGUGAAUCUGUUAAGGGGUCAUUAAAUGUAACAAUGUGUCAUCUUUUAUUGGUCAGACUUUGGCUCAUAAUUGUUUUAGUCGGCAGAUUUUGAGUCGUUUGGGAUGAGGACAUGGUGUAGACCUUGAAGGAGAUUGGUUUACUUCUAUGCCCUUUUACAGUAUUUGUGCUUAACUGAGAUGUCAGUGUUUGUAGACGUUUAAGAUGCUGUUUUGUCGACCUUCAUUUAUUGCAAUGUUGAGUUUUAUUUUGAUUUUAGAAAAUAGAAUUUGUAAAUUGUACAA